Molecule: messenger RNA, 1894 nt
Organism: Dimorphilus gyrociliatus
Lineage: Eukaryota; Metazoa; Annelida; Polychaeta; Dinophilidae
Source: the annotation of a GenBank genome assembly
CUGCAUUAGCAACAAUUUCCCUUAAUAUUUGUUCAUGAUUUUUAUCUUUUGGUGAUUAUAUAUUUUGUAAUUUGACGGAUAUCUAACAUAAGAAAUACUUUAAAGGAAACUUUCAAGAUGACGAGUCGUGUAGGGAAAUAUCCUCUUGGAUCUCUAUCCAGUUUGAAUUGGAGUGGAAGUCAAGCUCAUUUAUCUAAAAAGGAUUUAAACAAAUCAGAUUUGGCUUUGGCAAGAAGUCGCGAAGCAUCUGUUGACUUUACAGCUAAAACUAGUAACGAUAAAUUAACUUUAGUACUAACAAUAACUGCAGCUAUUGCUGCUCUGGGAAACUCUUUUCCUCAUGGUUGGAAUACAGGAGUGUUAAAUUCUCCGGUGCAUGUAAGUAGACAUUUUUAAUUCAAAUCUUUGAAAACAUCUGAAGUGUCAGUGAGAGAUAAAAAAAGAAUAAAAACGUCUUUGAUUCUCCAAGGUUUUUAUCUUUUAAAAAUCUGUUUUUUUUUUUACGUUUUAGCAUAUUACAACUUUUCUAAAUAAUAGCUUCUAUGAGAGGCAUGGAUACUUUCCUUCUAAAAUGAAUUUAACAAUUUUAUGGUCCGUGACCGUAUCUAUUUAUCUAGUUGGCGGUACUAUUGGGGCAUUCACUCCGGGACUAAUUGUUGACCGCCUUGGUCGGAAGAAAUCCCUUAUUCUUCUCAACGUAUUUAGUUUAAUUGCUGCUAUAUUUUUUGGAUUUUGUAAAAAAGCCAAUUCGUAUGAAAUGCUUAUUAUUGGAAGAUUAUUAAUUGGUUUUAGCUGUGGGGCUGGAGCUGGAAUUGUCCCAAUGUAUUUGACUGAGAUAGCUCCAGUCAGAAUAAGAGGUGCAAUGGGUGUUUUGCAUCAAUUGGCCUUGACCUCAGGUAUUUUUGUUUCACAAGCCAUUGGCCUGAGGCAAAUUUUAGGAUCAGCGGAUAGAUGGCCCAUCUUGUUAGCUGCCAUUGGACUUCCUUGCCUUUUAUCUGGUUGUGUUUUGUACUUCAUGCCCGAUAGUCCAAGGCAUUUACUCUUAAACAAAAAAGACAGAGAUGCAGCUGAAAAAGCACUCAAAAGAUUGAGAAACUGUUCUAAUGUCGAUUUAGAUUUGGAUGAAAUCGAGGAAGAAAUUAUUGAGGAAGAUGAAGACGACGAACAAGAACCAGAAUGGACUCUUAAGAGUAUUCUGGCGGCAGAUAGACUGAGAUUACCUUUGGUUCUCAUCAUAGUUUUGGGAUCUUGUCAACAAUUAUCAGGCAUAAAUGCUGUCUUCUACUAUUCUUCUGCUAUUUACGAAUCUGCAGGAAUCGCCAAACAAAAUAUUCAGUACGCAAAUUUGAUUACUGGGUUUAUAAACGUUGUUAUAACUAUAAUUUCAGUGGGUUUAGUAGAGAAAGCAGGACGAAGAGUACUCUUGUUAGGAGGAAUGGGUGCAAUGGUAGUUUCUGCCCUAACCUUAAUGAUAUCAAUUAAUCUCCAAGAGAAAGUAACAUGGCUAAGUUAUAUUGCUAUAAUAUCUGUCUUAUUUUUUGUCGUUGGAUUCGCAAUUGGACUUGGAUCAAUACCACAGUUUAUUGGAGCGGAAUUAUUUAGACCUGGUCCACGACCCAUUGCCAUGUCGAUUGCCGGUUUCUUUAAUUGGUUGUGCAAUUUUUUAGUUGGAAUUGGUUUUCCACCCCUUGCCGGUGUUAUCGGAGAAUACAGUUUUAUUAUCUUUAUCGCAUGCAUAAUAAUCUUUGGGCUGUUUAUAUUCAAACAAUUACCUGAAACAAAACAAAGAACAAUUGAAGAAAUAUACACCCAUUUCAAAAGGAGAAGUACAAGAAGAAAUGGAACAGCUCGCUCAAAAGAUACCCAUAAUAUGAAAGCCUUAAUUAACAGUUAG